GGGAUGGUCAGUUUUUCACACCACACACACAGAAGACGCAGUGUAACAUAAGAGACGAGCCACAGUCAUGGAUGCAGGUUCAGCUCGCAGGCACGGCCGCACGCUCCACGCUGAGAAGUCGAAGAGGAGGCAGGACAAGGCGCCGUCGCAGACUGAUUUGAUUGUACAUGAAGGCUUCUACAACGCCUUUCCUGACGACUUUGAUGACGAUGACCUGAACUGAUACGGACAAUAUGGCUCACCCAUUCCGCUGCGUAUCUUGUCGACUGUAAUGGAACCCUUAUUUGCAUGCGCGUGUGUGUGUGUGUCUGUGCCUGUGUCUGUGUCUGUGUCUGUGUCUGUGUGUCUGUGUCUGUGUGUCUGUGUGUCU
This is a messenger RNA of Salpingoeca rosetta, 370 nucleotides long. RefSeq lists its product as uncharacterized. The record is from RefSeq and is a predicted model, not a curated record. NCBI's taxonomy places the organism in Eukaryota, Choanoflagellata, Craspedida, Salpingoecidae. The transcript has 3 exons. Bases 68 to 223 code for a protein of 51 amino acids.